Messenger RNA from Chrysoperla carnea, 1627 nucleotides. RefSeq lists its product as uncharacterized. Lineage: Eukaryota; Metazoa; Arthropoda; Insecta; Neuroptera; Chrysopidae. The record is from RefSeq and is a predicted model, not a curated record. The transcript has 3 exons. The coding region runs from base 402 to 1493 and encodes 363 amino acids.
CAGUGAUUUAUUAAGUGUUUGUUAGUGUGGCUCUAGCUUUUUGGAAUAUUCUUUAUUAAUUUCAAUAGAAUAGAAUUUAAUUUCCUGUUAUGAAGACGAAUGAAAAAAUUAGAAGAAUGGUAUUUUUAAAUUUUUACAUAAUUCCAGUAUCAUCCCUUCACCAAGAACCACUUACAAAUAAAUAACAAACAAUUACAUCUUACAUAAUUUAUAUGACUUACUUUUCCAUCAAAUUAUUACUAUACUAAGCGGAAACAAUUUUGAUUAAAAAAAUUGAAAUUUUUGUAUGUUGAAAGUUAAGAAAGUGUAAAAAAACGAAAAAAAAUUAAUUACUUAGGUAAUAUAAACAAAAAAAGUUCAUUUCAAAGAGAGAUUAUUACUAUGUAUUAAAAAAAAAUAAAAUGGAAGAUAUAUACACAAUUAAAGUACGAUCGCGUCCCGAUCCAACGAAUUUAUAUCCUUCAGAACGUCGUUACUCAGCCUCAACGGUACUAGGACUUGGCGUUGUACAUUUAGCAUUAGGUUUAACAGCAUUUCUCUUAGCAAUAUUAACACUAGUUGCCAAAAAUGAUGAAAUUAAUUCCGAAAAUCAUCAAUUCGAUAGUACAAUUGAAACGAUACCAGUGCAUUUAACCAUACAAGACUUACAAAACCCGGAAAUCUCCAGGAAAAUUGAAAUGUUUUCCCGUACAAAUGUUUAUAUUAAACGUGAAAAUAUUUUAAACAACACAGUUGAAUCAACUGAGGAUAUCAGGAAUGCAAGCAGUGUAAUAACUAAGUCAUCGUCAAUAUCAGCAAGUUUUACGUUUGCACCAUGUAUAAUGUCAGUUGCUGCAUUUAUUGCAGGUUGUACUGCAAUUUUAGCAUGGAGACGGUGGUAUAUUGAUCAAAAUAUAAUGUGGUUUUUUAUUUCAUCAGUUAUUUCAACGACAGUUUCGUUAAUCUGUUUAAUUGCAAUCAUAUCCGGUAUUGCAAAUAUUGCAAGUUUUAAAUUAAGUAACUACUAUGCAUCAAAUCCAAAUCAUUUUGUUUUACGUUCCGAGAAUGGAAUCGAAAUUUUACGGCCAAUUAUAUCCGAUAAUCAAAAUGCCACCGAUAAUGAAUAUCAUGAAAGUAAAACAGAAAAUUUACGUACCGUACUUGCAAUUAAUAUUGCAAUUGCUGCUGUAUUAGAAUUAAUUUGGUCGUAUUUAUCAGCGAAAAUAUCUUGGCGUGGAAUGCGUAAUGGAUAUUCAGAUGAUCUGCAUACACGUCGUGGUGGAAAUGUUUCUGUAAAUACAGUGAUUAAAGGAAAUAAUAUUGGUAAACAUAAAAAAAUCAAUCCAAAACCAGAUAUAAUUGCACAUUAUCCGAAAAAAGGUAAAAUUGCAAAAUAUUUUCCAAAAACUGAAAAUGAUGAUGGGUAUUUACCAAAGGCAGAGAGUCACAAAGAGUAUCAGGAAAGAGUAAAUAAAUUUUUGGCAUCGCAUGGCUCUGAUGAUGUUGAAAAUUAAUUUCCAAGUAUUAGUUACAAAAAAAAGACAUUAAAAGGAAUAUUAUAAGAUUCCAAAACCAUGCGCUUUACUCUUUUAUUUACAAAAUGUAGAAAAAGCAAACUAACUAUUUAAUUAAGGUCAUUAAAUUAAUU